GGGCGGGUUCGUGUCUAUGGUAACGGAAGCGGAGGUCACCUGAUCGAGGCCAUGUUCAACAUCAAACUGGUUGUCGUGGGACCCAGAGAGGGUGGAAAAACUGUUCUGGCAAAUUUUCUGUCUGAUGCAACUGAAGCCAUUGGUGGUGAUUACAGCCCAACGCAAGGUGUCAGGAUCCUAGAAUAUGAAUGUCCGAAUGUGAAUGCCAAUGGGAAAAGUAUUGGGUGUGAAGUGGAACUCUGGGACUGCUCUGGUGAUCAGAAGUUUGAAAAUUGCUGGCCAGCUUUAAUGAAGGAUUCCAAUGGAGUUGUCAUUGUGUUUAAUGUUGAUGUGCCCAGCCAGCUGAAGGAAAUUGAGACGUUCUAUUCUUCCUUUGUACAACAGCAGCGGUUGCAUGACUCUCAGUGUCUUCUAGUUGCUCACCACAAGCCAAACUCAGCAGCUGGCAGAGGGCGGCCUAACUUGGCCCAGCAACUGAACAAAUUGACUUUGAUCCAUUCAAACCUAGAGGAUGAUCCAGAACAAGUGCGCACAGCUUUCCGACAGUUCCUGGGGGCAGUCAUCAGUUCUCUGUCUGAGAGCAGAGACAAAGAAGAGAUGUCAAUCAUCACCUGAGGGAACCACUCAGAUCUCUUCACUGUCUGUAAAUUAUAAGGGAUUGUCAAUUCUUUGAUUGGAGCAGAGACAAUGAGACUCCCAAAUCACAUUCACUGGCAUUUUUCAGUCACUGAGUCUUCCUUUUCUCAUUGAGAAUAAUUUGAAUUCUGCUUCCCAUUCGAGAAUGCAGACGAACUCAUCAGGUCGGUGUCCAACCCAGUCUGCGCACACUCUGAUCCUAAAGGACAGAAAAGUGCUUCUAAAAAUUCACAUAAAAGAAAUCUUUUAGCAGCAAAAUCAGUCAGCAACAAACUGGCAAUUUACUUAGGGGAUAUCUGCUUACACCUGAUCAAUGGUUUUGUAUACCAGAAAAUGUAUAUGUUAUCCAUUAUAUUCUGUGAUUCCAAAUAACUUAAAAUAAGGAAAUAACUUAUUCAGGUUGAAAUUUCUCAAAGUUGGUUGGUGAUUAAACAGCAUAUUUGAAGUGAGAUGUGUUGUACUUAUUCCAGAAUAAAUUGAUCAGUAGCAGCAUGUCAUGUUUGGUUCAGCUGGUUAUAUUACAGGUGAUUCUUUCCAAACCAAUGCGUGUUUGCCUUUCAUAAGUAGUUGCAAUAUUUCCUUUUAAAGAUAAAAUUUUUUAAUUGGCAAUUAAAGUAAGGCACAUGCAUAGAUACCCAAACUAAACUCGAUCUGUUUGUGUAUAACUCUUAAUUGCAUCGAACAACCAAAGUCUAAUUUCCCUUAUACCUUAAUUGACUGACCUGGUGUAUUAAAAAUAUAUUUUCUAAACCUUGUCUAUUUCUCCUGUGCAAUGAUCAACAUGAAGUUUUUAACUUUAGUCAGAUGCCUUGCCUAGUUAAAAAGUGGAGAACGUAAAGCUGUGACAAGUUCUUAAACAUGAUCUGUUUUUUCCAUGUAUUUGCCAUUAGCACCUCACACCCAGUACAGGCACAAACAGACAUUGAGUCAAUGAAAAUUUGAUUGUUAUAUGUUUGCUUUCAUGCUUGUGGUAUUUUUUUCAUUCAUCAUUGAUUUAAAAAAAAUGAAAUACAGCAGUGGGACCAGAGUAUUCAGACCUUUGUUCUUUGUAUAAAAUUAUUUGAUAUUCAUUAUGUGAAAAUGUUCUUCAGUGCAGCAUGUGAUUUCUGAUCAGACGCAGAGCUCCUUGUUAAAUUUUAUUUGCACCACAUUUUAGUCACUUCCUCAGAAAUUGCCCUGAGGUGGUGGUGCUGGACCUUCUAUUACAGUCUGUGUGGCAAUAGUGAGUGGAAAUGUCAUCUGGUUCCAUUCGAUCUAUCCAGUCAUAAAUAAGAGCCUGCAAUGGCCUUCCCUUCCCUUCCGACUCCUGCACUAUUAUUUCAGGAAUCUGCUAAGCAUUUAUACUUUAUUUGAAACCAGCUCUAACUCAUCCCUAACUCCCUUGAACCCUCCGCCACCUCUGAUUUGUCUGACAUCCAGGACUGGGUGAACAGAGAUCAUUCAGCCUGUUGUCUCUACUGGCCCUCUGAAGGAAUAAUUCACCAAGUGCAACUCUCCUGCUUUCAACCUGUAGCCCUGCAAAUUUUUCCAUUACACAUAUGAGCCAAUUCCCUUUUGAAUGCCUUGAUUGAACCUGCCUCUCAGGCAGUGCAUUCAGUUAACUCUCACUGCAUAAAAGAUUUUCCUCGUGUCUUCACUGCCUCUUUUGCCAAUUACCUUAAAUCUCAUUCUCGAUCCUUUCAUGAGUUUCUUCCUAACCACUCUGCAGAGCGCUGAUGAUUUUAAACACCCCUAUCAAAUCUUCUCUCAACAUUCUCUGAGGAAAACGGUCCAAACUUCUUCAAUUUUUCUAAGUAACUACAUUUUCUCAUCCCUGGAACCAUUCUCAUGAAUCUUUUCUGAACCUUCUCUAAAGCCUUCACACCUUCCCAAAGUGAGGUACCCAGAACUUGAACACAAUGUUUCAGCUGAGGCUGAGCCAUUUAUACAGGUUUAACAUAACGUCCUUGCUUUUGUACUCUAUGCCCCUAUUAAUAAAGCCCAGGACAAUGUAUGCUUUAUUAACCGUGCUCUCAACCUGUAUUGCCACCCUCAAAUGAUUUAUGCACAUAAACAUGUGUACUCUUGCACCCCC
Messenger RNA from Carcharodon carcharias (great white shark), 2710 nucleotides. RefSeq names its product intraflagellar transport 22 homolog (Chlamydomonas) (gene ift22). NCBI's taxonomy places the organism in Eukaryota, Metazoa, Chordata, Chondrichthyes, Lamniformes, Lamnidae. Bases 52 to 615 code for a protein of 187 amino acids. Gene Ontology annotation, cellular component: endomembrane system. Gene Ontology annotation, biological process: intracellular protein transport. The record is from RefSeq and is a predicted model, not a curated record. Gene Ontology annotation, molecular function: GTPase activity. The transcript is spliced from 5 exons.